UUUAUUGGUAUUUGAAGGGUUUUAGCUCCCCACAGAAAGCAGGGAUGGCAUCGCUAAUGCUCUUGAGAGGUUAAUAAAAACUUUUCAUAGGGUAAAGAUCCCUGGAGAUCUUACUAUUACCAAGACAGGCAACAGCAUGCAUAUAGUAAGAUCAAGUCCGCUAAAACAGCUUCACGACCUAGUCGGCUACAUAGAGAGUUCUCUUCCUGUCAAGGAAUAUCCAAUAGUAGGAUUUCUUGAUAUUCGAGGUGCUUUCAGUAAUGUAAAACCGACGUCAAUCAUUAAGGAGCUGAAGUUUCUAGGCGUCAAAACUACCAAUUUGUGAAAAGUGCAAAAACAAAAACAUUGUGAGUCUGAGCUGGCAACAGCCAGACAAGAUCAAGUGAAAUUUAAGUGCUGCAAAAAGCGGAACAAAUUAAUUCAAAGUCACUUUAACCAAACGCGGUACGGUUCGGUAAAACCCAACAACAAAAUUUACAAAAAAUUGAACAUUGAAGAGUUCUAGAAGAGUAUAGAAGAGUCUACAGCUCCGCUACCACAGUACCGCUAAUUCAGCCACUGCAACCAAAGGAGCUUCACACACUCUCUUACACAUACACACAGACACAAAGAGAUCAAAGAAUGGCAGCCUACUUGCCCCCUCCAGAAGACGAGCGGCCUCAAGGAAAAGAGCGUCGUCAUCGGGACGAACGAGGAGCGGAACCCCGGCCCCAACGAAAUCCGUCUCGAAAUCGCGACCGCGAUCAUGUAGAUCGGCGCGGAAGACCCACUUUCUGGCAGUACUCUUGCGGUCUCUGCCAAGAUGACCAUGCGCUGAGCACAUGCCGCCGAUUCCGGGACCAGACCCCAUACCAACGUUACGAAACUGUGGAGCGGCGGGGGUAUUGCCGUAAUUGCUUGGCGCGCAGUCAUCUUGCACCUGAUUGCCAGUCCAUCGCAGGCUGCCGUCGCUGCGAGGAGCGACAUCACACGCUGCUGCAUGGGGCACCGCAGCUUGAAAACAUGGAGAGGCCCGCCGAUGAUUUUGCUCCUGCCAACAACGCCAGACCUGCACCCACAGCAUCCCCACCCUUUAAGUGGGAUCUUGUCUUUGUGCCUACUGCCAUGGUACGAAUAGCAGAGGAUGGGGUCGAUACUUGGGCCACCGUGCGAGCGUUGAUCAAUCAAUCAUCUACAAUGUCUCGGCUGGCCUAUUCUACAUUCCGGCGACUUGGACUACGAUCGUGUACAUACCAGGGCAACAGGUUUACAACCUUCCGAUUGAUGCAUCGCAGCCCAAAUAGCAACUGGGCACUUAAGAUUAAUGCACUCAUCACAGAUGCAUUGCCUUUCCGACCCUACUCAGACCCACUUUUGGAGGACCCGACCCGUGAUUUAGCGCAAGACACCCUUGCUGAUACAGACCCUAGAGCCAACACGUCAAUAGACUUAGAAUUGGGCGCGGAUGUCUAUCCGAGACUGCAGAGGGAUGGCCAUGUCUUUGCCGGCUUGGCUACGUCUUUGUCGGACCCAUCCGGAAUAUGCCUAGACACUAAGCUAACAUUUUAGAAGAAUUACACUUGUCACGGGGGGGCAAGAUGUUUAGCAUAGUGCUAAACUUUUGCUCAGCACUGUAGUGCUAAACUUUUGCACAUAACUAUAACUAGCGGGUUGUCACUGCAUGCAUAUGCAAUGUAUGUGUGUGUGUCAGCAGCCGCUAGUUACAAGUUUUUUCAUCUCAUGGUUGUUGUUGCCGUCUGCUGAAUUCAAUCAGCAGCCGGCUUCAGUGACAAAAGAAGAAGUCAAAAUAAUUAUUAGUGAUCGAUACCUUAAACAAAACGUUCGCUCUCCCCGUGACAACAAACAAAAGCAACAAAAAAGGGAAUUAGAAUUUUUGAAAAUUAAGAACAAAUGUGAAUGUGAAACCAAGUGUAUAAAAAAGAAAAUAGAUCUACCUAUAUACUUACCAAGCUAUAUACUUACCUACCUAUAUACUUACCAAGCUAUACACUUACCUGCCUGUGUACUUACAUGCCUAUACCUACUUAUAUAUGUUAAACCAUAAAUACAUAAAAAUUAAAGAAGCCAUUUACACUGUUGAACAAAAAUACUCACCCAAAUGUACCAUCUGAAAGAAAAGUUAAAAAUACAAAAAAAGACAAAUUAAUUUUUACCUGAAUUGUUAAUUCUUGCUAAGUGUUGCCUAGUCUGCUAAAACUUACCUUUUUUGCUUAAAUUGUUGAAAGUUAAAAUUAUUAAAACUAUUAUUGCACGAAUUGAUUUAACCUAAAUUAUAUUGCACCUUUGUUACUAUAUUGCACUUACCCAUCGUUUUGAUACAUAAUAAAUUUGUGAACUGAAAAUUAAAAGUGCCAAUUGUACAU
Messenger RNA from Stomoxys calcitrans (stable fly), 2363 nucleotides. RefSeq lists its product as uncharacterized. The record is from RefSeq and is a predicted model, not a curated record. The transcript is spliced from 3 exons. NCBI's taxonomy places the organism in Eukaryota, Metazoa, Arthropoda, Insecta, Diptera, Muscidae. Bases 622 to 1548 code for a protein of 308 amino acids.